Molecule: messenger RNA, 306 nt
Organism: Cooperia oncophora
Lineage: Eukaryota; Metazoa; Nematoda; Chromadorea; Rhabditida; Trichostrongylidae
Source: the annotation of a GenBank genome assembly
AUGAAGUCACUAGUUUUCUAUGUAGUCGGUUCUUCCCUGCAAGUCUCUUUGGAACUCCGAAUCACCGCAUUAAUAAGCCACGAACUGGUGACACUACGAAUAGAUGACAAAUGGUUGCACAUUAAUGAGGAAACAAUACGAAAUCAUCCUGGAGGAGCUGUUAUACGACAAUAUGCGAAUUCAGAUGCUACUCAAAUAUUCCAGGCAUUUCAUGAGGGAUCAAAGAAGGCAUUCAAGCAAUUAGAAGUAAUUUUCUAUUAUUUGUCAAACUAUUUUUCAAGGAGUUCCGCAGAUUUUGCAAGUUAA